AUGGCAAUCAGCGGGACCUCCAUGGGACCUAAGAGCUUAACACUAGUGCUAGUGCUUGCAUGUCUCACAUGCAUGCUAUCUGGGCGCGUGGAGGGCAAAGAUAUUAUGGUUGGUGACGGCAACUGGAAACUCGAUUACAAUUACACGGCCUGGGCAGAAAGUAAUAUGUUUAUGGUUGGGGACACCCUGGUGUUCAAUUAUACCAAGGGAAUCCAUAAUGUUCAUUCUGUAACCGGAGCUGAAUUCAAAGAUUGCUCGGGAAAAGGCUCUAUAGUAUUAGAAAGUGGAAACGAUCGCGUUGCAUUGAAAACGGCCGGAAAUAUGUGGUUCUUAUGUUCGAAGGCAGAGGGAGAGCACUGCAAAAAGGGCAUGAAAUUCAAAAUCACGGUUUUGCCCGCAACGACAGAUCUUGCACCAGCUGCACCACCCGCCUCACCACCACAAUCUAAGGCCGCCCCAUCUGUGUCUUCUGCUGCUUCUGCUUUCAUGGUUGUCAUCCUCGCCUGCAUGGCGAUUUUUCUCCUUUAA
Molecule: messenger RNA, 528 nt
Organism: Cryptomeria japonica (Japanese cedar)
Lineage: Eukaryota; Viridiplantae; Streptophyta; Pinopsida; Cupressales; Cupressaceae
Product: blue copper protein 1a-like
Exons: 2
Coding region: 1-528 (175 amino acids)
Cellular component (GO): plasma membrane
Molecular function (GO): electron transfer activity
Source: RefSeq, a predicted model, not a curated record